Molecule: messenger RNA, 612 nt
Organism: Cynara cardunculus var. scolymus (artichoke)
Lineage: Eukaryota; Viridiplantae; Streptophyta; Magnoliopsida; Asterales; Asteraceae
Exons: 1
Coding region: 71-556 (161 amino acids)
Source: RefSeq, a predicted model, not a curated record
CUCACCCCACAAAAACAAACCAAGAUCCAUAAAAACAAAAAAUCCCAAUUCAAAUCAAACCAAACCAAAAAUGUCUCUUGUGACAGAAGAAAUUAGGGCAAGUGCAUCAGAAGUUUACCAUGGGGAUGCAAUUUGUCAAGAAAAGUCAAAGUUCUUGCUCACUGAAAUGGGGCUACCCAAUGGCCUCUUGCCUUUAGAAGACAUUGAGGAAUGUGGGUAUGUUAAAGACACUGGCUUUGUGUGGCUUAAACAAAAGAAAGAAAAGAAACACAAGUUCGAAAAGAUCGGGAAGCUGACGUCGUACGGAACCGAGGUAACUGCAAUCAUUGAGAAAUUCAAGAUCAAGAAACUGACCGGCGUUAAAACUAAGGAGCUUUUGAUGUGGAUCACACUGAAUGAGAUAUCUGUCGACGAUCCGCCAACCGGAAAGAUCACUUUCAAGGCCACUUCUGGCCUUUACAGAUCAUUCCCGGUGUCGGCUUUUGAGAUCGAGGACGUGAAGAAAGACGUCGGAGCGGUGGAUGUGGCCAAGGAUGGUCAAGUCAAGGAGGUUUAAGUGUUUUGCACCGACCAACAAGUAAUGAAGUUCUUAUUUCAUAUAUAUAUAUAUAU